AUGGCAGCUGAAGGACCCGUCCGGGAACUCUGUGCUGAAGCUACUUGUCCCAUCUGCUUACAAUAUUUCAAAAAUCCUGUAAUUCUAGCCUGUGGGCACAGUUUUUGCGAAGACUGCCUCACACGAUGCUGGAGUGAAUCUCGUAGAGAUGUUUGCUGCCCAAAUUGCAGAGCCACUUUUCAUCAAAAGAUCUUCAGCCCAAACAGGAGACUUGCCAAUGUUGUAGAACAGGUAAAGAAACUUGAGGAAGUAACAAUUGAAGAAGGAAAGCAGGGAAUAUGCGAGAAGCACCAGGAACCCUUGAAGCUCUUUUGCCGAGAUGAUGAAACUUCCAUCUGUGUGGUGUGCGACAGGUCUAAGGAGCACCGAGAACAUUUUGUAGUUCCUACGGAUGAGGUUUUUCAGGAGUACAAGGAAAUCAUUGAGGCCCAGCGGAAAUCUGUGGAGAAAUACAGAAACGGUCUUGUGGACUACAGACUGGCUGAAGAGCUGGGAAGCCAGGAAUGUCUGAAACAGUUAGAAUUGGAGAAGUGGAAGAUGAAGCGGGCCUUUCACGAAAUGAAGACAUUUCUGGAGGGAAAAGAGUAUGUCUGCCUAGGUGAGCUGGAAGGUUUGGAGAGAGAGCUAGAGAACAAGCACCAAGAAAAUGUCACCCAGCUCUCUGAGGAAAUUUCACAUCUCAGUAACGUUAUGGGAGAGAUGGAAGAAAAGUGCCAGCAACCAGCAAGUGAAUUCCUAAGGGACAUCAGAAGAACUUUGAUGAGCUAUGAGAAGAGACAAAUGUGGCCUGAAGUGGAACUCCCUCCAGGGCUGGAAUGGAGACUCAACAUGCACGGUCUAAAAUAUGCUGCUAUAAAAGAGGCUAUGGAGAACGGCAAAGAGUCUUUGGAACAAGCAAUGAAGAAAGAGUUUUUGGAGGAAGCAUCAAACAAAGGCUCUCCAGAGGAAGCCCAGAACAAAGUAAACAUUACUCUGGAUCCAAACACAGCACAUCCUCGCCUCAUUCUGUCUUCAGAUCUAAAGAGUGUGAGAAGGGAAAACAUCAUGCAGUACCGGCCUAACAAUCCAGAAAGAUUUGAUUGGGAGUUUUGUGUGCUUGGCCGUGAGAGAUUCACUUCAGGGAGACACUGGUGGGAUGUGGAAGUAGAAAAGCAGGCUGUAUGGGCCUUAGGGGUUGCCAGAGAGUCUGUCAGGAGAAAGGGACGUGUUGCUUUUAGUCCUGAUGAGGGGAUCUGGGCUAUAGGGAAGCCGUUUGGGGAACAAUUCUCGCCUUAUCUACUCUUGGCUUUUUCUUCCCCUGCAUUUACCCCUUGUAUCUUAAAACGUGAGCCUCGGAAGAUCCAGGUGUUCCUGGACUACGAACAAGAUUGUGUGAAAUUUUUUGAUGAUUCCAGCCGCCUGAUUUUCAUUUUCCAUUCAGCCUCAUUCUCAGGGGAGAAGAUCUGCCCCUAUUUCUGUUUGGGGAAGUGGGGAGUCAGACUGGCCUGCUAAACACGGAAGAGAAUUCCUCCCCCUUUCCUUGUUCAGAUGCUCUAGAACUU
Eublepharis macularius is the source of this 1541-nucleotide messenger RNA. Its product is annotated as zinc finger protein RFP-like. The transcript is spliced from 9 exons. Lineage: Eukaryota; Metazoa; Chordata; Lepidosauria; Squamata; Eublepharidae. The record is from RefSeq and is a predicted model, not a curated record. The coding region runs from base 1 to 1491 and encodes 496 amino acids. Gene Ontology annotation, molecular function: zinc ion binding; protein binding.